AUGGGUAUUGACUUCACAGUCUUCAAGGGAUCUAAGUCUGGGGGUAUCGUCGAGGCCAAGGGUCACCGUGAAGUAGGCCCGACACAAGCUCUGGUCGCGCUGUCGCACUGUGGUGUUUGUGGUACUGAUUCUCAUUACCGACAUGUUGAUCAGGGAUUGGGUCAUGAAGGUGUUGGUGCUAUCAAGGAGAUUGGAAGUCUGGUUGAGAAGCUAUCAGACCCGAGGAUCGGUGAUCGUGUUGGAAUGGGAUGGCUCCAAAGAACGUGUGGCUAUUGUAAAUUUUGCUUGACUGGUGAGUGA
Messenger RNA from Cladophialophora bantiana CBS 173.52, 300 nucleotides. RefSeq lists its product as uncharacterized. Bases 1 to 300 code for a protein of 99 amino acids. NCBI's taxonomy places the organism in Eukaryota, Fungi, Ascomycota, Eurotiomycetes, Chaetothyriales, Herpotrichiellaceae. The transcript has a single exon. The record is from RefSeq and is a predicted model, not a curated record.